GCGAAAGGAAAAAAAGCACAGCGAAACAAAAGAAAAACGCGAAAAUGCUGGAAGGGCGGUUCUUUCCAUGGUUUGAGCCAGUAUUAGCGAUUUGGCAGCAGUUCCAUCAGAAACACCAGUGAUUUUGGGAGGCAAAAUGGAGGUUGACAAUGAAGAUGUAGAAAAACCACAGGAGAAGGCGGAUGGUGAAGAAGAAAUGUCAAUUGAAGAUGAAUACAAGAUGUGGAAGGAAAAUUCGUCUUUGAUGUAUAAAUACGUCAGUCAAACUGCUUUGACAUGGCCAUCGUUAUCAAUUCAGUGGUUACCAUCAAUUGAGAUAAACAAAGAAAACGAAACGAUAAAGACGCAGCUAAUAAUCGGAUCUGACACAUCCGGUAGUGAAGAUGAUUUUCUAAAAAUUGCUAGCAAAGAGCUUCCAUUGAGCAUAAUUGACGAUAAAUUGAAAAAUGAAACCACUUCUGGUUUUAAAAUAAACAAAAGAUUUAAGCACAAAACAGAGAUUAAUAGAGCGCGCUAUAUGCCCCAGAAUCCUCAAAUAAUAGCGACCAUCAGUGGAUCUGGUAAUUCUUAUAUCUAUGUUAAUUCAGCCAAAAAAUCUAAAAACAGAAAAUGUAUAUUAAGUUUAAAAUAUCACAAAAAGAAUGGGUUUGGAUUAUCAUGGAAUCCGAAUGAUGAGGGAAAACUAUUAACUUCAGCAGAUGAUUCCAAAAUUUGUCUUUGGGAUAUAAACUCCAAAAAUAUUUCAGUUGAAUUAAAUAAUACGCCAACUUCUUUGCAACCUUCAAAUGUUUUAAACGAUCACACCGAUAUUGUGAACGAUGUUAAAUGGCACAAUUUUAAUGAAAAUUUAUUUGGAUCAGUGUCUGAUGAUAAAAAUCUAUUUAUUUACGAUGUUAGGACAUUAUCUACAGGACCGGUUUUAAAAAAAACCAAUGCUCAUCAUAACGACGGUAUAAAUUCGUUAUCUUUUUCAAAUUUUUCAACCAAUUUACUUGCAACCGGAUCAUUGGAUUCCACUAUUGGCUUAUUUGAUUUAAGAAAUAUUGAAACAAAAUUACAUUUAAUGGUUGGACAUAAAAACGCGAUAACGUCAUUAGAAUGGUCUCCACACCAAGAUGGUUUUUUAGCCUCAGGAUCAGAAGAUCGUCGAGUAAUUAUAUGGGAUAUUUCUAAAAUUGGCGAAGAACAAAAUCAAGAUGAUGCAGACGAUGGUGCGCCUGAAUUGUUUAUGAUGCACGCAGGCCAUACAGCACUCGUCACAGAUAUAAGCUGGCAUCCCGAUAAAAGAUUGAAGUGGUUGCUAGCCAGUACGGCCAACGAUAACAUUAUUCAAUUGUGGAAAGUAAAAAACAAAAUCAGCGAUCCUGUUGAUGGAAUUGAGACGACUUUACCUGAUUCGUUUUUCGAGUGAAAAGAGAGGGUAACGUCGUAGUUUUUCAGUAUAAAAAGAGAAGAAACGAGAAGAAAAGACAAAGAAAGAGAGACAAGCAUUCUUUUCUUGAUCUAUGUUGUUGAUUUAAACCAACAACAGUGUAUUAGUGUAUUAAUAGAGUAACUAUAUAAAAAAAGAUAAAUAAAU
This is a messenger RNA of Ascoidea rubescens DSM 1968, 1579 nucleotides long. RefSeq names its product Hat2p (gene HAT2). The transcript has a single exon. Bases 137 to 1411 code for a protein of 424 amino acids. Lineage: Eukaryota; Fungi; Ascomycota; Saccharomycetes; Ascoideales; Ascoideaceae. Gene Ontology annotation, molecular function: histone binding. The record is from RefSeq and is a predicted model, not a curated record. Gene Ontology annotation, biological process: regulation of gene expression. Gene Ontology annotation, cellular component: cytoplasm; nucleus; Rpd3L-Expanded complex.